Quercus robur (English oak) is the source of this 1481-nucleotide messenger RNA. RefSeq names its product polygalacturonase-like. The record is from RefSeq and is a predicted model, not a curated record. The transcript is spliced from 4 exons. Lineage: Eukaryota; Viridiplantae; Streptophyta; Magnoliopsida; Fagales; Fagaceae. Gene Ontology annotation, biological process: carbohydrate metabolic process. Gene Ontology annotation, molecular function: polygalacturonase activity. The coding region runs from base 25 to 1197 and encodes 390 amino acids.
GGUUAAAAAGUAAUAAUAAUAGAAAUGGCUAAGCUUACUUUCUCUCGUGUUUUUCUCUUCAUUUUCUUCAUAUCCUUCUUUGUUCAAUCAUCAAAUGCAGCCUAUAAUGUGAUCAGUUUUGGUGCAAAGCCAGAUGGGAAAACUGAGGCAACAGAAGCAUUCCUCAAGGCAUGGCAAUCAGCUUGUAACUCAGCCAUAGCCUCCACCAUUUACAUCCCAAAGGGAAGGUUCUUGCUAAAAGCAACUGUUUUUAGAGGGCCAUGCAAGAACAGAAUUACAGUUAAGAUUGACGGAACACUUGUGGCUCCAACAGACUAUCGUGCACUUGGGAAUUCAGGGUACUGGAUUUUGUUCAUUAAGGUUGAUAGAGUGGCAGUUUAUGGUGGCGCUUUGGAUGCAAAGGGAGCUGGCUUUUGGGCUUGCAGGAAUUCUGGAAAAAGUUGCCCAGUUGGUGCUAGGUCAAUAACAUUCAAUUGGGCAAACAAUAUUGUGGUCAGUGGCUUAACGUCGAUCAACAGUCAGCUUACUCACCUUGUAAUCAACAGCUGCAACAAUGUGGUGGUCCAAAAUGUGAAGCUUAUCGCUCCCGACCUAAGCCCAAACACAGAUGGCAUUCAUGUGCAGACCUCGACCGGAGUUACAAUCAAGGGAAGCACCAUGCAAACUGGAGACGAUUGCAUAUCAAUCGGUCCAGGCACAAACAACUUGUUGAUGAGCAACAUUAAAUGUGGCCCUGGUCAUGGUGUAAGCAUUGGUAGCUUGGCCAGGGAACUCAACGAAGCUGGCGUCCAAAAUGUAACGUUAACGAAUGCAGUAUUCACUGGAUCAGACAAUGGAUUAAGGAUCAAGUCCUGGGCCAGGCCCAGCAAUGGUUUUGUUCGGAACAUUCUUUUCCAAAACAUUGUUAUGAGAAAUGUUGAGAACCCCAUAAUCAUUGAUCAGAAUUAUUGCCCUGACAACCAAGGUUGUCCUCUACAGAGCUCGGGUGUGAAGAUUAGUGAAGUGACAUAUAGAAAUAUACAAGGCACAUCAGCUACAGCAGAGGCUGUGACAUUUUAUUGCAGUCCAAGUAGUCCUUGCAGAGGGAUCAAAUUGCGAGACAUCAAGCUUACUUACAACAAUAGGGCAACAACAUCAUCAUGUAAGAACAUUGGUGGAACAAGCAGUGGAGUACUUGUGCCAGAGAGUUGCCUAUAACUAAGAUUACAUGUUCAUGAACCAUUUGUGUACAUAAUAUAAUAUAAAUUCCAUGUGUGGGUCAAGAAAUAAUGUUGGUUAAGAUUAGCUUUGUCCUUAUCUUUUUAGUAAUGGGUGUGUGCACACCACAUGGAAGAACAUAUUAAAGCUUCCAUUGUUGAGUACUGUCGGGUUACUUGUUAAAUUUAAUCCAAACGAAAAAGUGUAGCUACACAUUUUUUUCUAUUUUUUACUUUUUUGGGUCAGUGAGAACAAAUUAUAUCUGAAUAAUAUAUGAGGGCAUG